AUGCAUUCGACACCAGGCCCAGUUUAUCUAUUGCCGGGUCUUGUCGGAAGUAGUUUUCAUGAUCCACGUUCGGUGCAUACAAAACAACCGGCAUAUUCAUUCGGUCUUAGACAUGGUAAAUAUAGAGAGGAUGCAUCACCUGGUCCAUGUUACUUUCCAAAUCCAAAAAUCUUUCGAACUGGUAAAGACGGUACACCACAUUAUUCACUCUAUGCUCGACGUGGUGAUCUUAAAGGCGAUUUAAACCCUGGACCUGGUGCUUAUAAACCCGAAGAAAAAGGACCAAUGAGAACUGUAUUUCAAUCACCACCUGCAUAUACAUUUGGUUCUCGUCAUAAAUACUAUGGACUUGAUAAUACACCUGCACCAAAUGCUUAUGCUUUGCCCGGAAUGCUUGGUAAGACGGUACAAAGUGUAAAGAAACAAGCACCAAUAUAUACAAUGACCGGAAGAAGCAAACGAGGUGGCUUUGACGAAGAUCUACAACGAACACCAGGACCUGGUGCUUAUAAUGUAAUAAAAUCAGGUGUAUAUAAACAAGAACCACCACAUUAUAGCAUGACAGCCCGAAAUGAAAUGCCAGGUGAUACAACUCAAAAACCGGGACCUGGUAAAUAUUCACCAGAAAAAGUUUGGAUUCAUAAACAACAAGCACCUGGCUAUUCAUUUGGUAUUCGACACUCAAUGUAUGAAGCACCACUUAUUGUUGAAGUGAAAGACUAA
This is a messenger RNA of Rotaria sp. Silwood1, 723 nucleotides long. The record is from the annotation of a GenBank genome assembly. Lineage: Eukaryota; Metazoa; Rotifera; Eurotatoria; Philodinida; Philodinidae.